UUGCAAGAAUAUUAUAAAAUUGAAAGUGAGCAGCGUCCUAUUGUCCGCAAUAUGUCCGCCUCAGGAUUAACCCCAGAAGCUCAGCUACAGUACAUACUGCAGUGGUUCCAAGAGUUCAGUGAACUUCAACGUGAAGACUUUCUCCCAGUACUCGCUGCAGCUCAUGGAGAUAGACCAGAUCAGCUUGCAGCAACACUUUCUAGUCUAUCAUGCCAAGACAAACCUGUCAGUUUGUUUCAGUGCCGUAUAAAAUUGUUUAAUGAAUGGUAUCCAACAUGGGCUGAAGAAGGAAAAGAAAGACUUGUUAAAAAGAUAUCUGAUUUAGAUCCAGAUUUUAGUAGCAAACUACAGGAGGCUCUUGUUAAAGGAACUCCAAUGAAUGGUGAUGGUGAUGGGCUUGAUGCAUACGCCACAAAAGAUCCGAUAGAGAGACAAGAUACUCAAAGCAAUACCGAUCAGGAGACAGUGGAACAAAGUGAUGACAAUCUAGAACUACCCCCUACCCACCAAGACAAUAUCUCCGUUGAAAUAACUGCUGCAUCUUAA
Molecule: messenger RNA, 546 nt
Organism: Parnassius apollo (apollo)
Lineage: Eukaryota; Metazoa; Arthropoda; Insecta; Lepidoptera; Papilionidae
Source: the annotation of a GenBank genome assembly